GUUUGCUGCAUAGAUUACAACGGUGAUGGCGGGCAAGCGGUCCGGCUGGAGCCGGGCGGCUCUCCUCCAGCUCCUUCUCGGCGUGAACCUGGUGGUGAUGCCGCCCACCCAGGCCCGGAGUCUGCGCUUCGUUACCUUGCUGUACCGCCAUGGAGACCGUUCACCAGUGAAGACAUAUCCCAAGGACCCCUAUCAGGAAGAAGAAUGGCCCCAGGGGUUUGGUCAGUUAACCAAGGAGGGGAUGCUACAGCACUGGGAACUGGGCCAGGCCCUGCGGCAGCGCUAUCACGGCUUCCUAAACACCUCUUAUCACCGGCAAGAGGUUUAUGUGCGAAGCACAGACUUUGACCGGACUCUCAUGAGUGCUGAGGCCAACCUGGCUGGACUCUUCCCUCCCAACGGGAUGCAGCGCUUCAACCCGAACAUCUCGUGGCAGCCUAUCCCUGUGCACACUGUGCCCAUCACUGAGGACAGGCUGCUGAAGUUCCCGUUGGGCCCAUGUCCCCGUUAUGAGCAGCUGCAGAACGAGACCCGGCAGACACCAGAGUAUCAGAAUGAGAGUUCUCGGAAUGCACAAUUUCUGGACAUGGUGGCCAACGAGACAGGGCUUACAGACCUGACACUGGAGACCGUCUGGAAUGUCUAUGACACACUCUUCUGUGAGCAAACGCACGGGCUGCGCCUGCCGCCCUGGGCCUCACCCCAAACCAUGCAGCGUCUCAGCCGGCUAAAGGACUUCAGCUUCCGCUUCCUCUUCGGAAUCUACCAGCAGGCGGAGAAGGCCCGGCUUCAGGGGGGAGUCCUGCUGGCUCAGAUAAGGAAGAACCUGACCCUAAUGGCGACCACCUCCCAGCUCCCCAAGCUGCUGGUUUACUCUGCGCACGACACUACCCUGGUUGCCCUGCAAAUGGCACUGGAUGUCUACAAUGGUGAACAAGCCCCCUACGCCUCCUGCCACAUAUUUGAACUGUACCAGGAAGAUUCUGGGAAUUUCUCAGUGGAGAUGUACUUUCGGAACGAGAGUGACAAGGCCCCCUGGCCGCUCAGCCUGCCUGGCUGCCCUCACUGCUGCCCACUGCAGGACUUCCUUCGCCUCACAGAGCCCGUCGUGCCCAAGGAUUGGCAGCAGGAGUGCCAGCUAGCAAGCGGUCCUGCAGACACAGAGGUGAUCGUGGCCUUGGCUGUAUGUGGCUCCAUCCUCUUCCUCCUCAUAGUGCUGCUCCUCACCGUCCUCUUCCGGAUGCAGGCCCAGCCUCCUGGCUACCGCCACGUCGCAGAUGGGGAGGACCACGCCUGACAACCACUCAGCCCCCUUCCCUCCACCUCCUAGGGGAGGUGGGCUGGGCCCUCGCUCCUGACUGUUGCUGCUCCCCAGCCCAUGGACAGGAGAUCCUGGGUUGGGCCUCCCUCUGAUGACCCCAGCCAGAUGAGCGAGUGGGGCUCAGCGUGGCCCGUGGUGCCUGUCACUCAGCAUUCCCAUGCCUGACGUUUACCAAGUGCUGUGUUGGACACUGGCUUUCUCCAAACAGGAUUUGCCUCCUCCACGCUCCCUACACACCUGAGAUGUAAACUGGCAGUCAGUGUUCACUCAGGACCUAGGAUUAGAAAAUGGCAGAGUUGGUGCUGGAUCCGCCUUGCACUUCUAUCAAGCCCUGUUCUUUUUCCUCCAGCCUGAAGUCUUUGGCAAAUAGCUCAGAGGGACACGG
Pan troglodytes (chimpanzee) is the source of this 1706-nucleotide messenger RNA. It is a transcript of the gene ACP2, whose product is annotated as acid phosphatase 2, lysosomal. NCBI's taxonomy places the organism in Eukaryota, Metazoa, Chordata, Mammalia, Primates, Hominidae. Gene Ontology annotation, biological process: dephosphorylation; lysosome organization. Gene Ontology annotation, molecular function: acid phosphatase activity. The record is from RefSeq and is marked provisional. Gene Ontology annotation, cellular component: lysosome.